CACAAUUCCUCGCUGGCGUCCACCCACACCCCCGACCUGUCCUUCCCCGGCUGGAGGCCGCGGGACUCCGGGGAAAGCUAGCCAGAGCGCCCAAGAGCCCGCGCUUGGUGUAACAGAUUGCCUUAUCUUGGAAGCUACGGGGCAGCGCUCAUCCUGAAGAUCAGGUGAUCCUUGGUAUCAGCCAUGUCAUCGAGGCCUUUUGAAAGUCCACCUCCUUAUAGACCUGAUGAAUUCAAACCCAAUCAUUAUGCACCAAGCAAUGAUAUGUAUGGUGGAGACAUGCACGUUCGACCAAUGCUGUCUCAACCGGCCUAUUCUUUUUACCCGGAAGAUGAAAUUCUUCACUUCUACAAAUGGACCUCUCCUCCAGGAGUGAUUCGGAUUCUGUCUAUGCUUGUUAUCGUGAUGUGCAUUGCCAUAUUUGCCUGUGUCGCCUCCACGCUUGCCUGGGAUAGAGGCUAUGGAACUGGCUUAAUAGGAGGUGGUAUAGGCUACCCUUACGGAAGUGGCUUUGGUACCUACGGAACCGGCUACGGCUAUGGUUAUGGCUAUGGCUAUGGCUACGGAGGCUACACAGAUCCAAGAGCCGCAAAGGGCUUCCUCCUGGCCAUGGUGGCCUUCUGUUUCAUUGCUGCAUUGGUGAUAUUUGUUACCAGCGUUAUCAGAUCUGAAAUCUCGAGAACGAGAAGAUACUACUUGACCGUGAUAAUACUGAGUGCUAUCCUGGGCAUCAUGAUGUUUAUUGCCACAAUUGUCUACAUAAUGGGAGUCAAUCCAACUGCCCAGGCUUCUGGGUCGCUAUACAGUUCACAGAUAUAUGCCAUCUGCAACCAGUUUUACACGCCUGCAGCUAGUGGACUCUACGUGGAUCAGUAUUUGUAUCACUACUGUGUGGUAGAUCCCCAAGAGGCAAUUGCCAUUGUCCUGGGAUUCAUGGUUAUUGUGGCUUUUGCUUUAAUAAUUUUCUUUGCUGUGAAAACUCGAAGUAAGAUGGACCGGUAUGACAAGUCGAAUAUUUUGUGGGACAAGGAACAUAUUUAUGAUGAGCAACCCCCCAAUGUCGAAGAAUGGGUUAAAAAUAUUUCUGCUGGCACACAAGACAUGCCUCCUCCCCCUUCUGACUAUGUGGAAAGAGUGGACAGCCCCAUGGCCUACUCCUCCAACGGUAAAGUGAAUGACAGGAGGUCAUAUCCAGAGUCUUCCUAUAAAUCAACACCGGUGCCUGAGGUGGUGCAGGAGCUUCCAGUGACUUCACCGGUGGACGACUUCAGGCAGCCUCGCUACAGCGGCAGUGGUAACUUUGAGACGCCUUCAAAAAGGGCACCUACGAAAGGAAGGGCGGGAAGGUCCAAGAGGCCGGAGCAGGACCACUAUGAAACAGACUACACGACCGGGGGCGAGUCCUGCGACGAGCUGGAGGAGGACUGGAUCAGGGAAUAUCCACCUAUCACUUCAGAUCAACAAAGACAACUCUACAAGAGAAGUUUUGACACUGGCCUGCAGGAAUACAAGAGCUUACAGGCAGAACUUGAUGAAAUCAAUAAAGAACUUUCUCGUCUGGAUAAAGAGUUGGAUGACUAUAGAGAAGACAGUGAAGACUACAUGGCUGCUGCUGAUGAGUACAAUAGACUGAAGCAAGUGAAGGGAUCUGCAGAUUACAAAAGUAAGAGGAAUUAUUGCAAGCAGUUGAAGAGUAAAUUGUCGCACAUCAAGAAGAUGGUUGGAGAUUAUGACAGACAGAAGACAUAGAAGGCAGAUGAUACCACAUUGUUUGAGAGAUUAAGAAGUUAUUUGACAUCUCUGCAAUGUUGUCAGAAGGCAAAAUGACUGGAUUCUAACCCAGGAAGACAAACCUUUGUCACAUUACAUACUUUUGGUGGCUUUACUAUCAUCAGUUUAAUAUCAUCAGUAUUGAAGCAUUUUAUAAAUAGCUUUUGAUAAUCAACUGGGCUGAACACUCCAAUUAAGGAUUCUGUACUUUAAACUUCGGCUCUUAUAUUAAGGACUGACUAUAGGUUGAGGUUUUUAAACCUUGAAGGCAGGUCCCAUGGUGAACUGUGCUAUGAACUUGCACACUCAGGCAGUGUUUUCUUAACACCUAAAUGCACUCACUAGUUCACAUUGGUGAUCUCAUCCAUUCCUCCCAGAAAUCUGUCUUCAGAACUGUUAUUUAUAAUCAUUUCUUUUCAGGUAGGGAGACUGGGUCCCUGCAGUGAAGGCUCUGAAGUGAAUCUGCCUGUUUCCUGGCUUAUAGUUUUGGUUAAGUCUGUUUUACGACUUGACUCCAUUAAUUAAAGUCCCUUGGCCUUUCCCUUAGCUCCUGUGGCUAGUGCAUUCUCUCAACCUCCCUAUUCGUUUUUUUGUUUUCUGUGUAUAAGUGGUUAAAAGAGCUUUUCAUUGUUGUGUGCUAUCCAGAUAAUAAAGAUCAUGUAAAAAUAACACAUGGUGAAACUUAAAGAUUGUAAAUACAUACAGGUAUUCACUUUUUAAAAAUCACAGUUUAAACCUGGUUAGAAUUUGGUUGUGUAUUUUAAAAUUCUUUUAAAUCUUUUAUGGUUUACAUGUGUGUUUGUUUCCUUUUUUUAAACCAACUAGGCUUUUUCAUUAUAUUAGAAUAUCUCAUUACAUUGCUAAUUCGGUUGUGACUUGGAUUGUAUCUUAAGAGAAUAUUCAAGUUCUGUACAUAUUUUAUAAGGUAUUAAACCUGGUGUUUUCUUUCAUAUACUUGUUUGACAUCAUUCGUGCUGUUGAUAUGAAGAUGUGGAAAAUUACACUCAGUUUUAUCUGAGUAUAUAGUUUAUUGCAUUAAACUAUAUUGGUUGCUGUGCUGGUUGCUGAAUUUCCCAGUCUUUCAGUUAUAAGAAGGCUGAUUUGUCUGAGAAUACAGCACAAUACAACAAAACAUCAAAUUAUUUCAGAUGGUGCCCUUGGUCUCACCACUUUUUUUUUUUUAAUUAAAAUUUUUAUUAAAGUAAAAUUAGCUGAUAGUAGUGGGCAUAUAGCUAGCCAAGUUGAUUGUUUUUAUCCCCCCCCCCCCCCACCACCAGUUUAGAGUGCUUUUUGUGAAAAUUUUGGAAGAAUAACCUUUAAUCAUUAGUAUGCAAUUCAGACAUUAUAUACAAGUCUGAAUCAUUUUCCAAAGAUAAACCUUAAAAUAAUGUUUCUUUUAUAACAUUGUUCAUUUCUUCAAAUUGAAGAAAUUCUUAAUUUUCCAUGUGCUGUACAUACUUACUACAAAAGGUAGUAGUUUAUAGUUUUCAUGCCUUUUGGAUUCACACCAAAUGGCAAGGACUCUUUUGAGGAACUUAACUCAUUUUUAUGCAUGCUAAAAUAUAAAUCUCUUUGUUCUUGGAAGUUCGUGUACUUAGAUUAUGAAGAUGGCAAAAUUGCCAGUGUUCUGACAAAAUAGUACUGUUCACCUGAAUGCAGAAAACCAAAUAGCAUGAGUUUCCAUUGUAAACUUGUGUCAUAAGGUUGAACUUUGAAAUAAAAAAACAAGAAAGUCAUUUUUCAAAUGUACUUAAAGACUGCUUGGUAUUAACCAGCUGGAUGUAACUUUAAAGAAGCACCCAGGCAUAUUUCUAGUUUGGAAAAAGGAGAUUUAGGUUAGAUGUCAGAAGUCUCUUCCAUGUCUGACCUGAGAUUCUUUUUAAGUUUUUUUUUUUUUUUUUUUUUUAAUGAAAAAGAGCAUGUGUGAGUGGGGGGAGGGAGAAUGGGUGAGGAGUGAGGAGGGGAGAGAGAGGGAGAGAGAGAGAGAGAGAGAGAGAGAAAGAAUCCCAAGCAGGCUCCACUCUGUCAGUUCAGAACCCGAUAUAGGGCUUGAACCCUCAAGGCAUGAGAUCAUGACCUAAGCGGAAAUCAAGAGGCAACACUGAACUGAGCUAUCCAGGUGCCCCUCUGACCUGAGAUUCUUAUGUGUGCUUCUGUCUUCUAUAAAGAACAUUCCAUACGUUCUGUUGUGAAAGGAUGUGGUCGUUAGUAAAGGUUAAUUGCAUACAGUGAUUCCCUUACGUAGGUGUUUCUGUGAUAAAAGGCAAAAUCAAUAUUUUAAUUUCUCUUUAUCUUGAAAAAUUUAAAGAAGUAUAGAAAAUGAAAAAUACAAAUAUCCAGGGUGCCUGGGUGGCUCAGUUGGUUAAGCAUCCAACUCUUGGUUUCUGCUCAGGUCGUGAUCUCACGAUUUGUGGGUUUGAGCCUCACGUCAGGCUCCACGCUGAUAGUAUGGAGCCUGCUUGGGAUUCUCUCUCUCCCUCCCUCUCUCUGCCCCUUCCCUGCUCGCUCUCUCUCUCAAAACUGAAUAAACUUAAACACAUAUAUCCACCACCAAGAAAUGACAGGUGUUAGUUUUGUCAUAUAUGCCUUUUAUUUUGUGAAAUAAAUUUAAGUCUAUUGGUACUUAUACUAAAAGUUACAUUGUAUACACACAUGAAAUUAUCACUUAUUCCUUAUAUCAUUCUAUUGAUGUUAUCAUUUCUCAUUCUCAUUUUACAGGAAAGAGAAAUAAUGUGGUAGAUUAGUCCACUGUCACAUACUAGCAAGUGUUUAAACUAGGAUUGGAAGCUUGAUCUGUUGAAAAUAAUAGGCUCUGUACUCCUGUUCUAGGUUGACUGUCACUAAAUUAACGUUUUGGGUAAGAAGAGAUUGGUCUGUAUGGUGUUAAUAAAAUUUUGUAUUUUAAUUGUAA
This is a messenger RNA of Neofelis nebulosa (Clouded leopard), 4681 nucleotides long. RefSeq names its product occludin (gene OCLN). The record is from RefSeq and is a predicted model, not a curated record. Gene Ontology annotation, cellular component: bicellular tight junction; cytoplasmic vesicle; apical plasma membrane. The transcript has 9 exons. Lineage: Eukaryota; Metazoa; Chordata; Mammalia; Carnivora; Felidae. Gene Ontology annotation, biological process: bicellular tight junction assembly. The coding region runs from base 184 to 1749 and encodes 521 amino acids.